AUGGCCAGCAACAGAAAUGGGGAGGUAUUCGAGCUGCCGGGGGAUUUAGUUAUGCCCCCUACCACGGCCAGCAACAACCAUCCGGGGGUCUUCGAGUUGCCGGGUGAUCCAGUCAUGAUUCCCCCAACGCCAAUCGCUGCCGACCGCAAAAGCGGCAUUAAUAUAACAAGUGACGGGCGCAUUGAUAUUGACUACAACACGCCACUGGUACGACGAUUCUCCAAACUGUACACUUCUCAUUAUUCACCACGACCUACGACGCCACCGCCCGAGUAUUCCGAGAUAGCACUGCAAGCCGCUAAUGACAAUGGCCUAAGUCUGGAAUCUCCGCCGGCAUACACAGAAAAGACCUGGAAGAUCAAAUUGAAUAUUGUGAUCCAGGUGGUAGGUAGUCGAGGGGAUGUGCAGCCAUUCAUUGCCCUCGGAAAUGAACUGCAGCGAUAUGGACAUCGUGUGAGGCUGGCUACUCAUAAUGUAUUCGAAGCUUUCGUGCGGGAUUCAGGACUCGAAUUUUACCCUAUUGGAGGCGAUCCAGAAGAACUAAUGGCAUAUAUGGUCAAAAAUCCCGGUCUUAUUCCCAAUAUGAGGAACCUGCAGGCAGGCGAAAUUGGGCGCAAACGAGCCAUGAUCCGGGAGAUGUUGGACGGGUGCUGGAAAUCGUGCAUCGAGCCUGAUAUGGCGACCCAGCUACCAUUUGUAGCUGAUGCAAUCAUUGCCAAUCCUCCCAGUUUUGCCCAUAUCCACUGCGCCCAGGCACUAAGUAUUCCUGUACACUUGAUGUUUACUAUGCCCUGGACCAACACGAAGGCCUUUCCUCACCCCCUGGCGAAUUUAACUGGUGGUGGCGAUGAAGACCAAGGUUUCAGAAAUUUUGUUUCUUACAGUGUGGUUAACUGGCUGACUUGGCAAGGGAUGGGCGAUGUGAUCAACCAUUGGCGAAAAGAGCUUGGUUUAGACGAAGUGGCUAUGUUUGAAGGGCCUCGUCUUGCAGAAAUGUUGAAGAUACCAUUUACAUACUGUUGGUCUCCGGCUCUCGUUCCCAAGCCGUCAGAUUGGCCUUCUUAUAUCGACGUCUGUGGUUUCUUCUUCCGCGAAUCCCCGAGAUAUGAUCCCCCAGCUGACUUACUGGCCUUUAUUGCUGCUGGUCCACCACCAGUUUAUGUUGGAUUUGGUAGUAUUGUCUUGGAGGAUGCAGAAAGCACUACUACUAUUAUUCUCAAUGCUAUACGUGCAGCAGGUGUACGGGCGAUUAUUUCCAAAGGUUGGUCCAACUUAGGCGGAAUACACGAUGACAGUAAUAUUUAUUUCAUCGGGGAUUGCCCUCAUGAAUGGCUGUUUGACCGCGUCGCAGCUGUCGUGCAUCAUGGAGGCGCGGGCACGACCGCUUGCGGGUUACGAAAAUCUAAGCCCACAAUCAUUGUGCCCUUUUUUGGAGAUCAGCCCUUCUGGGGAAAUAUGGUUGCUGCAGCGGGCGCUGGUCCUACUCCUAUUCCAUAUAAAGAGCUUACAGUUGAUAAGCUGGCCAACGGAAUUCAAUACUGCCUUAGCGAACAAGCGCGCAUGUCAGCAGUUGCUAUAGCUGCUAAAAUGCAGUCAGAAGCAGGUGUAAAGGCUGCGGUUGCCUCAUUUCACCGGAAUCUCCCACUUGAGUGUCUGCAGUGUGAUCUAGAUCCGAAUCUACCUGCGGUGUGGUCUUUCUCCCAAAAUCGUAGGAAACUCAAGCUGUCAAAGAUUGCCGCAGAGGUACUAAUUGCCCAUGGAUUGAUUGAUGCAAAACACCUGACAAUGCAUUCCAUCCGCCCAAUCUUCAUUGAAAAUCGCCGAUGGGAUCCCGUCACGGGCGGAGCGUCUGCAGUGGUUGGAACAGCCACUGAUGUCGCCGACUCUGUUUUGGGAGCCUUCUACAAGCCUGUCCUGGAGUAUCGCGAUUACCGGAAGGAGCGUGAAGAUCAAUCCUCAAGCAUAAGAUCUACCAGCUCCGUCGAAAAUCUUUCAGACAAUUUAUCUGGCCAUAGUAUCUCGACAAAUUACAAGGAGGAGCCAUGGGAUAGUGAUGUUGCUGGUAGAAGCAAUUCUACAGUGUCUACGGAUUUGCACGCGCAGAAGCGGUCGGAUACUGGCAAACGAAAGCUUCUUGGUAGAAUGGCAGCUGCAUCUGGUAGAAGUCUGGGCAGCAUUGCUCCUACCAUGAUCAAGGGCACAACUGUUGACUUUCCCCUUGCUUUGACUGAAGGACUGCGCAAUGUCCCUCGGCUAUACGGUGAAACUCCCCGAGAUCACGGUCCAGUUACUGAUAUCAAAAGCGGAUUUGCUGUUGCUGGAAAAGGAUUUGCGUGGGGAAUGGCGGAGGCGGUUAGCGAUAUAGUUGUCAAGCCAUACCAGGGUUUUCAAAAAGAGGGAGCGAAAGGUACGAUCAAGGGAGUCGGCAAAGGAGUAACAAAUAUGGCAGCUAAAGCCGGCUCUGCUAUGUUUGGCCUCAUGGCAUACCCUGCUACUGGUAUCGUGCAGAGUAUCCGGUUGUCAGGUCAAUCGCAGAUAAGAAAUCUAAUCGCCCAACAGCGCCACAGUGAGGGAAUAUGGUUACUGGAGAGUCGUCAGUAUACGGCGACGGACAAUAUCGUGGCCACUUUUGGACAGAAAUUCAAGAGCAAGAAAGGCCGAACGUAA
Molecule: messenger RNA, 2667 nt
Organism: Aspergillus welwitschiae
Lineage: Eukaryota; Fungi; Ascomycota; Eurotiomycetes; Eurotiales; Aspergillaceae
Product: glycosyltransferase
Exons: 6
Coding region: 1-2667 (888 amino acids)
Biological process (GO): carbohydrate metabolic process
Molecular function (GO): UDP-glycosyltransferase activity; hexosyltransferase activity
Source: RefSeq, a predicted model, not a curated record